AUGUCCAAAACACAAAGCUUUUGUUAUAUUUUCUUUUUUGCAUUUGUUACCGGCUCUGUUUGGGCUCAAGAUGCUAAUAAUACCAGCAACAACACCGGCAACAACACCUCUAACACUCCUCCAUGUUCAUCUAAGCCCGACAUUAGUUCUUAUAACUUUGGAUUUCACUUGGCAGCCCUUUUU
Messenger RNA from Dentiscutata erythropus, 183 nucleotides. The record is from the annotation of a GenBank genome assembly. NCBI's taxonomy places the organism in Eukaryota, Fungi, Glomeromycota, Glomeromycetes, Diversisporales, Gigasporaceae.